CUGUGGCCUGAUCGAUGCAUCAUGCAGCGGCUAGUUUGGUCUAGAAGUUCACUUCACAGAAUAUGCUGGAAAUAAACGCUUUGAAAUCGUUGUUAUUAAAUACAUAAGUACGCUAAAUACCGACGUACGCACUGCUGUCUGUCAUUGUUCUCAGGAUCAUUUACAUAUGUUUAUUUUUACGCUAUGAUCAUAUAAUAUAAUAAUUCGGUGGUUUGUGACUUGUCCGGGCUCGAGAUGUGUGAUCAGGCGGUUCUGACGGUUCGUCUGGUUCGGUCUUUUGAGCAUCGCAACUUCAAACCGGUGGUGUUCAAAGACGUUCAUUUAGAUCAGACGGUGGAGGAGUUUAUUACAUUUGUUAAACAAGACGUUUCAACCAGAGCUGGAUUGCCUCCACCCUUUAAGAAGUUUGAAUAUGACACAAUGAAAAUCAUACACCAAGCUCAUGGAGCAAAGACGAAUGAGCUUGUAAUGAGUUUAGAAGAUGAUGAGAAGUUGAUUCUGCGUGAUGGCUGCAGGUUACGGGCAUGUGGCGUUGCCAAUGAGACAGAACUUGCCUUCUUCAAAAUGGCAGACUAUAAAAAGUUCAAGGCCAAUCCACAGACAGAAUGGUGAUGGCGAUCAGGAUUCAACACCAGAGGCACUUCUUUUCUGCUGUGAUCUCUAAAUGGGAUUGAAACAUCUGUUUUAAUUUAAUCUAUAGCUUUACUUUUAUAUUGUAGUCUUUCCAUUCAAAUGUUAUCAGCACAGUUUCAGAUAUAUACAAGACAAAUUUUGAGUGAUGGUUUUUAUUUUGUCAAAGAAUAAUUAUUUUCUUAAGUAAGAAUGCUCUUAUUUUCAGAGCUAAAAUGUGUGUUGAGUACCAAUUAUUUUACAUUUUUUUUUUUUUUUUAAAUUUCAGUUAGAACAAAUCCGAUACCAGAUAUUUUGUUUAAUUUAAAUGACACAUUGGAAGUUGUUUGCUGUUUUUGUUAAAUAAAGUUGAAGGUAUGGAUUGUGCUUUCACAACACCAAAAA
Messenger RNA from Megalobrama amblycephala (Wuchang bream), 1014 nucleotides. It is a transcript of the gene lg6h2orf76, whose product is annotated as linkage group 6 C2orf76 homolog. Lineage: Eukaryota; Metazoa; Chordata; Actinopteri; Cypriniformes; Xenocyprididae. Bases 235 to 612 code for a protein of 125 amino acids. The transcript is spliced from 5 exons. The record is from RefSeq and is a predicted model, not a curated record.